GCAGAUCUUCUAAGCUGUCUUCCAUGCUGCUGCAGUCUGAGGUUUAUGGAAGUCCUUCAGUAAAAAUAUGAUGAACAUCUGCAUCUUCUUCUUCUUCCUGCUGCUCAUCCUGCUUCCUGUCUGCGGGCAGCAAUCAAGCCUCACAAAUAUCAUCAUUACAUAUUAUGACGAAGACAAGACCUGGGAAGAAGCUCAGUCUUUCUGCAGAGAGAAACACACUGAUCUGGUCACUAUCAUAAGUGAAGAAGAGAAUCAGCUGAUUGCUCAUGACAGGAGCUGGAUCGGAUUGUACCGAGAGGAUGAGAACAGUCCAUGGAAAUGGUCCAGCAGUGGAGAGAAUGCAACCUUCUUCCUCUGGCAAAACGGAGAACCAAAUAACGAAAAAGACGAACUCUGUGUUGUGAAGUGGGAUAAUGGUGAAUGGCAGAAUAACGAGUGUAAGAAGAAAUAUAAUUUCCUGUGUUAUGAUAAGCUGGUUCUGGUGACGGAGAACAAGACGUGGGAGGAGGCGUUAGACCACUGCAGGUCUCUGGGGGGAGAGGACUCAGAGAACCCAGACUCUGUGUCCUGGAAGCCCAGCUACGACCUGGCCACCCUGAUCACUGAAGAUGAUCAUGACUACGCACAAGAGAGAGCACAACAGGCGACCACUGAUGAGGUGUGGACGGGCCUGCGUUUCCUGGGUGACGGCUGGUUCUGGGUGGGUGGAGAACCGGUGCAGUACCAGGAUAUUCCAAGCUGCCCGGCUUACGGCUGUGGUGUCCUGGAGAAGAACAGCAACACAUCCUUUGGGCUCAGAGCCUGCAGUCAGAGAAGAAACUUCUUCUGUUACAAGAGGCCUGAAAACAACUGAAAGCCACUGGGCUCAUCUAUCAGCUGCUUCUCCCUGCUGUUAAUAACAACACCAGGAGUUUAGAAACACUGCUGGAAUUUCUGCAGCUCAUCCACAAGUAAACACUCUUCAUUGCUGCUGCUUGACUGCUGUCAUUGCUUUUCUGAUAAAGAAUAAAACUGCGAGAAUAAUACAACCUUAAAUAUGGAAUAACACAGUCAGCUGUUCAUUGCACAUAAAAACAACAGACAUCCCCCCUGCAGUGAUCCCCACCCCGUCAUGGACAAAGCUUCUCGUAGAGUACGACCGGACCAAUACCAACUUUUUUCUUGUUCUUGCGGCCUCGAGAACAAGAACAAACCUCUCGCUUCUCGCAUAGUAUGUAACAAGCUUAGGAGCUAAAUGCUCCUCUGCUGCCACCUUCAGGAGUCUGACAGUAACUGCAGAAUGUUUGUUUAUCUCAGUAAAGCAGCAACAAUAAAGAACCUUUACUUAGUAAAUGCUCCACAUAACUACUCUGCUUCACAUCACUGGAAACACACUCAGGUGUACAAACACAUAUUUUCAUAAGAAGUUUGAAGUUAGACAGUAAAACAGAUCAGUGAUGGAUCAGUAGAGUCUGUCCUUUACUGAUUAGAUGAGGACAGUUAAAAUAGUUGAAAAUCUAUUUCAGUGUGUGAACAUCUGGUGGUUUUAUUAAAACAUAAACAGCAGGUAAAAGCAGGUAAAAUACGACACCAGUGGAUUAUAAUACAUUUACUGGAGUAGAAAUUUAAAGUGUGUCUUUAACUUUCCAGUUCAUCACCGUACUUGUCUACUACAGUUCAGAGGGAAAUUCUGUAAUCUGUUCGUCUUUUGUUUAUUCUAAACUUUACUGUUACCAUUUUUUUCUUUGUAAUUUUAUGUUUUACAUUCAUAUUUGUAAUUAGAUUAUUUAGCUGUUCACUGAUGAAGUAAUUAAGUGUGAAACACUUUGGAUGAUUUGAAAAUUUUAUUCAUAUUUAUUUUGUCAUAAUUUAAUCUAUGUUUAAUUCAGUGCAAAAUAGUUUUCACCUAAAUCUAAAUCAGAUAUAAAACCUUCAUCCUGAGCUAUGCUGUUCAGGUCGAGGUCAUCUGAUUUGGUUCUUUUCUUCAGGAAUUGUUGGGCGUUUGGUAAAGUGAUGGAAAACUAGAUGUGAAUCCUGUUGGAUUCAUCUUUCAGUUUUCAUCCUUAGUCAGGGAUGAUGUGAUUGUUGUCUUCAAUCUCUUAAGAGAUGGUGCCUUUUUUAACGUUUAAACAAUAAAUGAAAUGUAAACCAUUAGGACUGCCUCCACAUGUUCACUUUGUAGAAUUGUGUAAAUUUAUUUUUAGACCAACGUGAAAGACAAAACACCAACAAAUGAAACUCACCAUUUAUUUGCUCUUUUCAGCCAAGUAAUAGAUUAUUUUAUACAUGUACUUUUAAAAAAUGUAGACGUGGUCUUCACAUACAUGUAUAU
This is a messenger RNA of Melanotaenia boesemani (Boeseman's rainbowfish), 2311 nucleotides long. Its product is annotated as macrophage mannose receptor 1-like. NCBI's taxonomy places the organism in Eukaryota, Metazoa, Chordata, Actinopteri, Atheriniformes, Melanotaeniidae. The record is from RefSeq and is a predicted model, not a curated record. Bases 68 to 853 code for a protein of 261 amino acids. The transcript is spliced from 4 exons.